AUGAGAGAAGAUGAGGAAAUUUGCAGAGUUGCUGUUAAAUGUGAUCCACGAGCUAUUCAAUUUGUUUCCAAUCAAGAUUUAUUGAAUGAUAGACGUUUUAUAUUGGAAAUUGUGAGACACUCUGGAUUAUUAUUGGAAUUUGUUGGAGAAUCUCUCAAGAAUGACAGGGAAAUUGUGUUGACAGCUUUGAAUCAAGAUCCAAAUGCUUUCAGAUUUGUUGGUGAAGAUUUGUUGAAAAAUGAGGAAAUUUCCAAAUUUUCCCCACAAGUCAGCUCAAUUGAACUGACUAUCGAAUCAUUAAUUAGAAAGAAAAUGAAAGUUUAUAUGAAUCCAAAUGAUACGUUUGAAAUGUUUAUCAAUAGAUUAGAAGAUAGAUUGUGUGUAACAGAUCAAAACGUUGUAAUAGCUAACAAAUCAAAGUUAAUUCCUUUAAGUGAAUAUGCUAAAACAUUGAAAGAAUUGGAAAUUGACAGUAAUUCCAAAUUGGUAUAUCUUUAUAGAUUUUAUGGUGGUUAA
Naegleria gruberi is the source of this 516-nucleotide messenger RNA. RefSeq lists its product as uncharacterized. The transcript has a single exon. Bases 1 to 516 code for a protein of 171 amino acids. The record is from RefSeq and is a predicted model, not a curated record. NCBI's taxonomy places the organism in Eukaryota, Heterolobosea, Eutetramitea, Acrasida, Naegleriidae.